Epinephelus lanceolatus (giant grouper) is the source of this 1533-nucleotide messenger RNA. RefSeq names its product N-acetyltransferase 8-like (gene aspnat). Lineage: Eukaryota; Metazoa; Chordata; Actinopteri; Perciformes; Serranidae. The record is from RefSeq and is a predicted model, not a curated record. Gene Ontology annotation, molecular function: L-aspartate N-acetyltransferase activity. Gene Ontology annotation, cellular component: mitochondrial membrane.
AGAGAGCGGCUGUGUCUGCCUCUCCCUCCUCCCUCGUCCAUCAGCAUUUAACGGCGCAUCGUUUCCACCAAUCUGUGCAGCGAGAGGACCACCCCAACCCCUGAACCUGAAUCUACCCGCCCUGCCCGCUUAUAAAUACUGCUUGAAUCACACCGGCAAGUCUUGGUCGUCAGAAACGCUCAGGGUUGCAGCAGAACAUCCCCCUUCGUCUUAUCCCCCUCAUCGUUUCUCUGUUUUUUAAGAAAAUCUCACGCCAUCAUCCAUUUUCACUCUCAUUCUUCCCCCCUUUUUUCCGAACUGUAGUUGUUUUUGCGGCCAGUUGCAUGCAUUUUUCGUCUCCCAAAAUGGUUUGCGAGACUAAAAUUGUUGCGGACGAACACGAUGCUAUACCUGGGACCAAAAAAGAGUCGAUCAUGUGGAGCUCUCCUCCGUCCAGCGCGGCUCUGAACCCCGCCGAAGCCAAGGAUGUGAGGAAAGAUGCGGUUUUUAUCCGCGAGUUCGAGCGCGGGGAUCAAGAGGAGGUGCGGCGCAUCUUUUACGAGGGUAUUAUGGAGAGGAUACCCAAUACGGCGUUUAGGGGGCUCAGGCAGCAGCCCAAGACCCAGUUUUUAUAUGCUCUUCUGACAGUAAUGUGCUUUUUCGUGACCAAAUCCGUCACGCUGACCUGCUGCACGCCCCUCAUUCUCAUGGGUGCGCGCUACUACUACAGCAGGAAAGUUAUCCACAGUUAUCUGGACCGUGCUCUGCACACGGACAUGGCUGACAUAGAGGCGUAUUACAUGAGACCCACAGGCUCCUGUUUCUGGGUCGCAGUGCUUGACGGACGUGUGGUGGGGAUCGUGGCGGCACAAGGCCAUGAGGAUGACAACACGGUGGAGCUUCAUCGCAUGUCAGUGGACUCGCGCUACCGCGGCAAAGGCAUCGCGAAGGCACUGGGUCGUCGUGUUCUGGAGUUUGCCGUGCGCAACAACUACGCUGCUGUGGUCCUCGGCACGACGGCUGUCAAGUUGGCUGCCCACAAGCUGUACGAGUCGCUGGGCUUCCGCCGAACAGGCCAGAGCGAGGACUACAGGCUCCCCGGGAUGACCCGCUCGCCGCUGGAGAGGCUCUUCUUCCAGAUCCGCUACAGCCGCUACCGCUUGCAGCUCCGUGAGGAGUGAGAGGUGACAGGGAGAGGGAGAGAUGGAGAGGGGGAGAUGGAGAAAGAGAGGGACAGAGAGAGAGAGAGAGAGAGAGAGCAACGACCCUCCUUCACCCGAGAGCCCCGACCGCAUCCUCUCCUUUGACAGCUUUUAUUUAUUUUGUGUCAUUAGAGAUAACUUCGAGUACUACUUAACACUUCUACUAUUUCAUCUUUAAAGUCACUAACGUUUUCAUUACUAUUAUGCUUUUGUUGCUGUUGUUUUUGUAUUAUACUUUUACAUUUUAAAUAAGAGUUUUAUUUCUUUUCCUCUAUUUUAUUAAGCUAUUUUUUGUACCUUUACCCCUCCCCUUUCACUGUGGGAGAAAAAAGAUAUUGGCUUUUAUAGAAGA